AUGCCGUUCAAGCUCUUCCCCCUGAUUCGGGGAGAACCCGGCCCUCCGCCUGACGGCGGCGUCUCGGCCUGGCUCCAGAUCCUCGCCAGCCACCUCAUCAACGCCCUGUCGUGGGGGUACUCGGCCUCGUUUGGCGUCUACCAGCUCCACUACACCACGACGCUGUCGCUGCCCGAGUCGCAGGUCGCUUGGAUUGGUUCCGUGCAGGUCUUCCUCACCUUCUUCCUCGGCGCCUUCGCCGGCCGCGCCGCCGACGCUGGCCUCGCCUGGCACGCGGCCGUCCUAGGCUGCCUGCUCGUCGUUCUCGGCACCUUUACCACGAGCCUGGCCACCGAGUACUGGCAAAUAUUCCUCGCCCAGGGCCUCUGCAUCGGCCUCGGCAUGGGCGCCUGCUACGUGCCCUCCAUGGCCGUCGUUGGCUCCUACUGGCAGCAGCACAAGGCCUUUGCCAUUGGCCUGGCCGCCUCGGGGAGCGGCACGGGUAGCAUCCUCUUCACCCUCGUCAUCCAGCAUCUCCAGCCGACCAUUGGCUUCGCGAGCGCGGUCCGCGUCCAGGGCUACAUUUCCCUGGUCUUUGCAGUCGUCGUCGUCGUCGUCUUUCGCCCGCGUCUUCCGCCGCGCAAGGCCGGACCAAUCGUCGAGUGGAAGGCCUUUACCGAGCCCACCUACGUCCUCUUCACAAUCGGCGUCGUCCUCAUCUUCGCCGCCGUCUACUUUUGCUUCUUCUUCAUAAACACAUAUGCCACCUUACGCGUAGGCCUCUCCCCGGAGGCAGCUGCCAACCUGCUGGUCAUCAUCAGCGCCAUCGGCAUCCCGGUGCGGCCCCUGCUUGGAUACCUUGCCGAUAGAUACUUUGGCUCGCUGCUCACCUUGAUUGUGUCGACCGUCUUCCUCGCUAUAAUGCUGUUUGUCUGGAUUGCCGUGCGCACCGAGAGCGGUCUCUAUGUGUAUUCUGCCUUUUACGGAGUUGCCACCGGCGCAGUGCAAGGAAUGUUUGUAAGCGGACUCGCGUCACUGACGGUCGACUUGAGCAAGCUAGGUGUUCGCUUUGGCAUGGUGGACAGCCUGAUAGCAUUUGCGUCCUUGGCAGGACCGCCGCUGGCGGGUGCUCUCAUCCAAAUCGACAACGGAGGCUAUCUCAAGGCGCAAAUAUGGGCGGGCGUGGUGACCAUGUGCGCCAGUUUCUUCAUCUGCGGCGCCAAAUGGACUCAAGUCAAGUCCAACGCCUCUCGAUCGAGAGCCAGGGAGAGAGAGGCAACACCCAACAGCUUGGAGGCUGUUCGGGUGGAAGGAUGA
Molecule: messenger RNA, 1296 nt
Organism: Cordyceps fumosorosea ARSEF 2679
Lineage: Eukaryota; Fungi; Ascomycota; Sordariomycetes; Hypocreales; Cordycipitaceae
Product: Major facilitator superfamily domain, general substrate transporter
Exons: 2
Coding region: 1-1296 (431 amino acids)
Biological process (GO): transmembrane transport
Cellular component (GO): fungal-type vacuole membrane
Molecular function (GO): transmembrane transporter activity
Source: RefSeq, a predicted model, not a curated record